AUGUCUGUAUCGUCCUUUGGCUUUUGGGUGCUCGGGAGCCUGCUACAGACCUACAACACGAUUCGCUACGGCAGCGACAGUAUGGAAGCCCGUCUGGGUCAGGCCUUGAAGGACAGCGCGGCGUUGCGGAAAACGUCACCGCCGUGGAAGAACGACGAGCCUCACCCGCAGUCCUACUACAUAUUCGACCCGGCGACUUCGUCCUGGGCUGCAAAGAAUCCCUCGGACGAUGUAUCUCAAGCCGCAGAUGGCAGCGGCCUCAGCGGCAUCGCCCUUUACAGCUGGAACAUCGACUUCAUGCUCCCCUUCGCGGAAGCGCGCAUGAAGCCAGCGCUCGCCCACCUCGACAGCCAGCUGCCCUCCAGCUCGUCCACCCUGGCCCCCGUCAUCUUCAUCCAGGAGUGCACGCCCGAGGACCUAGCCACCAUCGGUGCCACGCCGUGGGUGCGGGAGCGAUUCCACCUUACGGACCUGGACCCGACCAACUGGGCGACGGGCCACUACGGCACCGUGACGCUCAUCGACUCCCGCCUGCCCAUCACCGCGGCUUUCCGCGUCCACUACUCCCAGACGCGCAUGGACCGCGACGCCUUCUUCGUCGACGUCUCUGUUCGGGGCAAGACCGUCCGGCUCUGCAACACGCACCUCGAGUCGCUGGCCCUCAACCCGCCGUUCCGCCCGCCCCAGAUGCAGCUCGUGGCCCGGUUCCUGCGCGAGGACAAGGUCCACGCCGGGCUGGCCGCGGGAGACUUCAACGCCAUCCAGCCGUUCGACCGGACGCUGCACUCGGACAACGGGCUCCGGGACGCGUUCCUGGAGCUGGGCGGGGAGGAGGACACGGAGGAGGGCUACACGUGGGGCCAGCAGGCGAGCACGAAGCUGCGGGAGACGUUUGGCUGCUCCAGGAUGGACAAGGUGUACUUCUGCGGAGGCGCCGAGGUGGACAGGUUCGAGAGGAUCGGGGCGGAUGUGCUGGCGGAUGGGGAGGAGGAGCGGAGUGAGAUCAUUGCGCUUGGUUUUGAGAAGGCGUGGGUGACGGAUCAUCUCGGCAUCAAGGCGGAGGUGAGGAUUGCCGACGAGAAGAUUGCGACUCGGCUGUAG
Messenger RNA from Clonostachys rhizophaga, 1101 nucleotides. The record is from the annotation of a GenBank genome assembly. Lineage: Eukaryota; Fungi; Ascomycota; Sordariomycetes; Hypocreales; Bionectriaceae.